AUGCUGACCCGCCUGUUCAGCGAACCCAGUCUCCUCUCGGACGUGCCCAAGUUCGCCAGCUGGGGCGACGGCGACGACGACGAGCCGAGGAGCGACAAGGGCGACGCGCCGCCGCCCCCGCCGCCGCCGGGGCCGGGGGCUCCGGGGCCCGCGCGAGCAGCCAAGCCGGUCCCUCUCCGAGCAGAAGAGGUGCCGGAAGCCGCGCUGGCCGAGGUCAAAGAGGAAGGCGAGCUGGGGGGCGAGGAGGAGGAGGAAGAGGAGGAGGAGGAAGGGCUGGAGGAGGCCGAGGGCGAGCGGCCCAAGAAGCGCGGGCCCAAGAAGCGCAAGAUGACCAAGGCGCGCCUGGAGCGCUCCAAGCUGCGGCGGCAGAAGGCGAACGCGCGGGAGCGGAACCGCAUGCACGACCUGAACGCGGCGCUGGACAACCUGCGGAAGGUGGUGCCCUGCUACUCCAAGACGCAGAAGCUGUCCAAGAUCGAGACGCUGCGCCUCGCCAAGAACUACAUCUGGGCGCUCUCGGAGAUCCUGCGCUCGGGCAAGCGCCCCGACCUGGUGUCCUACGUGCAGACGCUGUGCAAGGGCCUGUCGCAGCCCACCACCAACCUGGUGGCCGGCUGCCUGCAGCUCAACUCGCGCAACUUCCUCACGGAGCAGGGCGCGGACGGCGCGGGCCGCUUCCACGGCUCCGGGGGCCCGUUCGCCAUGCACCCGUACCCGUACCCCUGCUCGCGCUUGGCGGGCGCCCAGUGCCAGGCGGCGGGCGGCCUGGGCGGCGGCGCGGCGCACGCCCUGCGGACCCACGGCUACUGCGCCGCCUACGAGACGCUGUACGCGGCGGCCGGCGGCGGCGGGGCGAGCCCGGACUACAACAGCUCCGAGUACGAGGGCCCGCUCAGCCCCCCGCUCUGCCUCAACGGCAACUUCUCGCUCAAGCAGGACUCGUCGCCCGACCACGAGAAGAGCUACCAUUACUCUAUGCACUACUCCGCCCUGCCCGGCUCGCGGCCCGCGGGCCACGGACUGGUCUUCGGCUCGUCCGCGGUGCGCGGGGGCGUCCACUCCGAGAAUCUCUUGUCUUACGAUAUGCACCUUCACCACGACCGGGGCCCCAUGUACGAGGAGCUCAACGCGUUUUUCCAUAACUGA
Messenger RNA from Eptesicus fuscus (big brown bat), 1146 nucleotides. RefSeq names its product neuronal differentiation 2 (gene NEUROD2). The transcript has a single exon. Lineage: Eukaryota; Metazoa; Chordata; Mammalia; Chiroptera; Vespertilionidae. Gene Ontology annotation, molecular function: protein dimerization activity. The coding region runs from base 1 to 1146 and encodes 381 amino acids. Gene Ontology annotation, biological process: nervous system development; regulation of DNA-templated transcription. The record is from RefSeq and is a predicted model, not a curated record.